Molecule: messenger RNA, 900 nt
Organism: Aspergillus melleus
Lineage: Eukaryota; Fungi; Ascomycota; Eurotiomycetes; Eurotiales; Aspergillaceae
Product: spherulation-specific family 4 protein
Exons: 3
Coding region: 1-900 (299 amino acids)
Source: RefSeq, a predicted model, not a curated record
AUGGCGCUAGAAAAACACGUGAGCAACCGCCGCUGCCUUCAGAGCCGGCGCUCUCGCAUUAUUUUGGCCGUCCUUGUUUUUAUUGCAGUCCUCGCGGUCGUUAUACCUCCGGCAGUUGUGGUUACCCUACACAAGAAAAACAGCAUGGGCCCUAAAGCUACGGUCUUUGUACCGCUCUAUGUGUACCCUGCUCCCGGGGCCUGGACUCCAUUGGAAGAAGUGAUCUCUACUCAUCCGGAUGUCAACUUUACGGUCGUGAUUAACCCUGGGAGUGGCCCCGGGCCCGAUGCCCUGCCCGACGCCAAUUAUACCCGAGAAAUCCCUAAGCUCGUCUCCUUUGACAACGUGCGUGUCUUGGGCUACGUUGCUACCACCUGGGCAACACGGAAUGUCUCUUUGGUUCGCAAGGACAUCGAGACUUAUGCGGCGUGGCCGACUAACAGCUCCAAUCCCAAACUCGCGGUUCGGGGAAUAUUCUUCGACGAAACACCCCAGCAGUUCAAUACAUCUGCACUGAACUAUUUGCAAAAUCUUACUGAUUUUGUGAAGGAUACGCCCGGGCUUGGUCCGGACCACUAUACUGUCCAUAAUCCUGGGGCGAUUCCUGAUUCUCGCUACCUGCCUACCGCUGAUUCGACGGUGGUCUUUGAGGCAACUUAUGACACCUUCCAGGAGCGCCAUGGUGCCAACCUGUUCGAGGAGAUCCCGAACAGCACUCGCAGCCAGCUGUGCGCGGUGAUCCACUCGGUGCCAGAUAAUGUCGAAGGAUCCGAACUUCGCUCGCUCGUCAAGCAGGUCCGCAAGGUUGCAGAUGAGAUUUUCAUCACCCAUCUCAGCACCGACUACUACGCUAGCUUCGGAAGCAAGUGGAACGAGUUCGUGAGCCUGAUGGCGAAAUGA